CAGCCCUCCAGGCGCCUGAGCAUCAUUGAGAUGUCCAGCGAGGACGGCGAGGACCCUACCCUCUUCAUUCGUGGUUUGCUGCUCGCCGAGAGAGAACGUGCCGAGUUGCCCGCUCCGCUCCGCUCCGGUCAGCCUCCGCUCCGCGCUCCGCAGCGCUGCAGACGAGAAGAGAGUCGACCACCUGUCAAAGUGUAGUGCUUGUGUGUGUGUGCCGUUCAACAAGUUGCGAGUGUGUGCGCGCGUGUGUGUGCUGUUGGUGUUGUUUCUCGCCACCUCGCCGAGAGUGCGAGUGCUUCGGACACUUUACCUGGCUGCCACAUUAGCUGAGUGCAGUCAAGUGUAUCGCAAUGGUGGCGAUGCUGGUCCUGCUGGCCGUGUUGACGGCCAGCCUCGUCCCCUCGCUCUGCUCCCCGGCCGACUCGGCGACGACGCCCAGUUUCUGGUCGUCCAACAUUAACAGUAUGUUCAGCGGCGAGAACUCGUGGGCCACGUCGGCGCUGAACGAGCACCUUGCCGCGGGGGCGCAGCUCGCCCUGGACCACUGUCAGGAGCAGUUCAAGUGGGACCGCUGGAACUGUCCCAAGAGCGCCUUCUCCAGAAGAGGCUUGAAGCCGGCCAACCAGGAGACGGCCUUCGUGUUGGCCGCCACGUCCGCCGGCGUGGUGCACGCCGUGACGCGCUCCUGCUCCGCCGGCAACCUCCCGGACUGCGGCUGCCGCAUGCCCACCGGGCCCGCCACGGGGUCCGCCAUGGGCGAGACGGACGGCGACGACCCCAUCCUGGCCGACCUCAAGACCGCCCAGCAAGUGCUGACCAACAACCCGCACUCCCGGAGGUCCACGGCGGCCUCCACCUCGGACCAGGACGGCGACAAGAACGACGUGAACGGCGUCUCGCACAACAAGAAAAAGUGGGUGUGGUCGGGCUGCAGUGACCACGUCGCGUACGGCGAGCAGGUGGCCGCCAAGUUCCUGGACUUCUUGGUGAAGAGGGGCAACGACGCCUGGGCGUACAGCUCGCUGCACAACAACCGUGCCGGCCGCCUGGCCGUGCGCGAGUCCCUGCAGAAGCACUGCAAGUGCCACGGCGUGUCCGGCUCGUGCUCGCUGCAGACGUGCUGGAUGGCCGUGCCCAGCUUCGCCCGCGUGGCCGCCACGCUGCGCCGCCACUACGACCACGCCGUGCGCAUCGACUUCGAGUCCGGCCACGGCAAGCUGGUGCUGGGCAACUCGGCGUCCGGGCUGGUGCAGCGCAGCGCCGACCGCACCGCCCCCUCCGUGCCCGCCGAGAAGCUGGUCUUCCUGGAGGAGUCGCCCGACUACUGCAAGAUCAACAACACGACCGCCUCCUUUUUCUACCCCCAGGAUGGACCGGCACCAAGGGCCGCACCUGCUCGCGGAACCGCGGCGAGGGCGUGGGGCGCGCGGAGCGGCGGUCGUGCAAGGAGCUGUGCCGCGCGUGCGGGCACCGCGUGCGGCGCCAGACCCGACAGGUGUCGCGCCACUGCCAGUGCAGCUUCCAGUGGUGCUGCCAAGUCAAGUGCAAGACCUGCGUGGAGACCGUCAAGGAGCACUUCUGCGGCUAGCCUGCCUGACGCCUGCCAGCCCGGCGUGCCGUCAGGGAGAGCCCCUUGCCAUGGGGGCGCGGAGGGAAGCCUGCUGCGGCUAGGUCCAUGUUUAGGACCUACUUCGAGUCCGUUCGAGCAGCGCCUCUGCGCCCGCGGGCCCGCGCCCGUGUCAACCUCGCCACUCUCCAGGACUCCGCAGCGCCGCCACCCCUAGUGACGACUCUUCUCCCUCUGAGCCCGCGGAGGGAGCAUUUUCUAGUCUCUCUUCCUCCUCACGACUGCGGCAGAUUCGAACGGGUUGUGAUUUUAGGACUCGGCAUACCAGCCAGGAUGCGCGUCCAGUGACCAAAACCUCUCAUUCGUAAAUAUUAAUGACUUUAAGAUUUAUUAGUUUUAUAAUUUUAAUCCCAUCAAAUUUUGAGGAUAUGUAAUUUUAAUUUUUAACUCAAAACAUUCCGCUCUCUCUGUACUGUACCUCGAGAUCUCAUCGUGUGCUCUUUUCCUGUAUUGAUUUGGUGAAAAGCAGAGCACGCAUCGGCCCGACAGCAGGGGCUGUGGGCGUGACUAUUUUUAAUUAUUAGUAUGUAUUACAAGACUGACACAGCUUGAGGUGUUAUUGUCAGAUAGUACAAUCAAGAUACCAAAUCAGUAUUUUAUAUAGUGAUAUUGUGUUGUUAUUAUAUACGUAUUGUAUAUAAAUAUUUCUGUAUAUUGUCUCCUUGUUAACUCAUGAAUAAUUCUAAUGACAAUGUAGUGCUCAAUUUUUUUUAAAGAUGAAUGUAAAUAUUAAAACAUUGCUCAAUCAU
This is a messenger RNA of Thrips palmi, 2373 nucleotides long. Its product is annotated as protein Wnt-8b-like. Gene Ontology annotation, cellular component: extracellular region. Gene Ontology annotation, molecular function: cytokine activity; frizzled binding. NCBI's taxonomy places the organism in Eukaryota, Metazoa, Arthropoda, Insecta, Thysanoptera, Thripidae. Bases 348 to 1781 code for a protein of 477 amino acids. The transcript has 6 exons. Gene Ontology annotation, biological process: multicellular organism development; cell fate commitment; neuron differentiation. The record is from RefSeq and is a predicted model, not a curated record.